This is a messenger RNA of Brenthis ino (lesser marbled fritillary), 198 nucleotides long. The record is from the annotation of a GenBank genome assembly. Lineage: Eukaryota; Metazoa; Arthropoda; Insecta; Lepidoptera; Nymphalidae.
AUGAUGGCUAGGAUUUUCUAUGUGUUACUCCUGGUUUGGUUAGUCGCAGCUGACCAGGAGGAGGUAGAAGGUGGCAAGUGCGAGAGGAUCAGUCUGUCCCAAUGUCAAGAUCUUGGAUACAAUUGGACUGCUAUGCCCAAUCUUAUGGGCCACAGAGAUCAAAAGGAAGCUGAGGAAGCGUCGACAGUAGCAAAAUGU